UAUACCUAGCGGGUAAAACGGGUUUACGUACGACCACCCGUAGUGUUAAGUUCAGUGAAAUAGUGCGAAGACGAUCUUGAAGACAUUGAUAGUGCAAUGAGAAAUUUGCAGAAAUUCGUCGACUGUUUGCUGACGUAAUGGAAGUACAAGAUGUCUUCAAACAGAGCAGCUCCCAAAAAAUCUCAGCAAGAAAUGUUUCAAUUUUUACAAUCAGAUUUUAGAAAUGCAUCAAAGCGUGAUGAUGUUGUUAGAUGUUUAAAUGCAAGUAGGAUGACAAAGACUCUGUGCUGUGAUUCAGAGAAAUAUGAAAAUAAUAAUAUAUGUGUAUCAAGAAAUGUCAGUCUGUCUCAAAAAAUAGAUGUUAUUAACAGGAUACAAGAUAAUCCAUGUGACACAACUGAAUUUUCAGCAACUAUUAAGUGUUCAUCUGAUGUAUGUUCAGUUUCUAUGUUAAGUGAGAAUGUUAAUUGUAAUUGUAAUUAUGAUGUAAUGCAUUGUCAACAACACAAACAAAUCUCACAAAGUUAUAUGAGUUCUAUAUAUAAUUUAUGGAGAAUUAGAAAAAAUAGAAAUUUACCAUUAUUGGUUACAAAAAAAGCUGGUACACAGUGGAGGAAUUGUUUUUGGAGAAUAUUUUUAAUUCCAUUCAUUAUUUUGUUAUUAUGUACAACAAUAUGCAAUGCAGACCCUAAUCAAUGCGCAGUGGGUUUGAAAACACCUGGAAGAACUUGGCCACAAGGUGAUAUUGUACUUGAAUAUGGUCAAUCUUUAAGAAUACUUUGUAUACUGAAUAAAACAUUUAUGGAUGCUGAAUUUCCUGGAAAAAAUGCUUCAGAUCUUGUAUUUUUUCGUAACCAAAAAGAAAUGGAAUCAGAAUUUAUUACUAUUAUCAAUGAAACUACAAUAUCAUUGGAUAUAGAAAAACCUCCACCUGCAGAAGAUAUGUAUUACUGUAGAUUAAGAUUACAAAAUCACAAUAAGCAACUGGAAGCAGUUUGUCUAAAUAAAGUUGUCGUUGGUUUUAAACCUCAAGAGCCUCGGAAUUUCACUUGUGUAUCUCAUAAUUGGGAAAAUAUGAUAUGCUCAUGGGAGCCAGUUCAAAAUUAUGUGACAACAACAUUUACACUCGUAUUUAAAUUACCGGGAAGAGCAGGAGGUAGAAAAUUGUUUCCAUGUCCGAAAAGAGAUAAAGAUGAUAAAGAGAUAAAGAUGGUACCAAAUAUGUGCUUGUGGGAUACAUCUACAAAUCCAAUUUAUCGACAGCCAUAUGAAUAUUAUACAUUUAUACUGAACGUAAAUAAUGUUCUAGGGAAUGCUAGUUUUACAUACAAGUUUCAUCAUUUCGCUCAUGUUAUUCCUGCAAAACCAGCUAAUUUAUCAGUUAUUAAUAAAACAUGUGAUAGUGCAUUAUUGCACUGGAGUGUGCCUUUUCCAAUGCAGAAUUUUCCACCUGGAUUAUUUCAUAAAAUCACAUACCAAAAUCAGUGGGAUCAUCAAAAAACUUGGCAGGUAAUCAAUAUUACAAAUGAUAUUCACGUGCAUAAAAGAUAUUAUAAUCUUACUGGGUUGAAAUAUGCCAAUACUGUAUAUGAUGUGCGAGUUUUUAUGAGAAGUGCAGUUGCAGCUGGGGAAGAUAAGUGGAGUCAAUUUAGCGACGUUACUUUUAGAACACCACCAAGAUUACCUGGCCAACCUCCAAAAACCGAUAUUGGAAGCUUUGAAAUAGCGGAGAAUAGUGCUAGCAGAGAUGUAUAUUUGUACUGGCAAGCUAUACCGCAAUACUUAGAAAAUGGUGAUAACUUCAGAUAUGAAGUUGUUCGUGUAGAAGAAAAUGGACGAAAAGUGUUCCUUUUCCCAAAUGAAACUACGAGAACAUAUGCUAAAUUUAAUGGAAUUAGUAACAAUAAUUAUAGAUUCGAAAUUGUUUCAACAAACGUCGUUGGAGCAAAUGAUGAACGUGCUAAACUUUUUGUACCCAGUCAAUUCAAAAUACCACACGAACCUAUAGCAUUUACGAAAAUUGCGUUUGAUGGAGGAUUGUAUGAAUUAUCAUGGAAAGCACCAAUUAUGAAUAAAGAAAUUACAAAUUAUACAAUUUUUUGGUGUGAUAAUGAACGUGAUCGUCCUUAUCAGUGCACUGGUUACCUAGAUUGGGUACAUGUAUCAAGAAAUACGACAAUUUAUAAUAUGACUGUACCAGAUCCCGACAAAGUGUAUCAAUUUGCGAUUUCUGCAAAUACAAACAGAGGUAGUAGCGGCAUGGUAUGGGCAUCAUGCACUGUAAUACACAACAAAGUUGUUGGAAAAAUGAAAUCUGUGUGGAUAAAUAGAAUUGGUUCUGACUAUAUUGAAGUUGGUUGGAAAUUGGAUUGUUCGGAUCGCAUUGGAAUAGUAGAGGGAUUUAAUAUUUAUUAUUGUCCCAUUGUUUCACCAUAUGAUCUGAAUUGUAAAGGCCCGAAACUUAAUACAACGAUAAAAGCCGAUCCUCAUACUAUCCAUGGUAUUGUACACAAUUUAAAACCGUAUACAACAUAUAUGCUAGCCGUCGCUGUUUUAACAAAAAAUGGAGAAGGAUUGCAUAGUGAUCCUUUAUAUAAUACAACGCUUGAAGCUGCACCAACAACUCCUCCGCAGGACGUAAAAAUUACAAAAGUGACAAAUACGACAAUGAACAUUGUAUGGAAACCACCAGAAGCAAUGAAUGGUGUAUUACGUUAUUAUGAGGUUUAUUACAAUGAAUACUCACAAAAAGUUGAAGACGCAACUCAAAUUGAAUUGAAUGAUCUGUUAGCGCAUACGAACUAUAGCAUUAGUGUAGCAGCAUGUACUGUAUCUUGCAGUGUGAAAUCGCCUACAAUUUACCAAGUUACGAAAAUUGGUGUACCGGGAAUAAUUAAUGUACCUAAUGUACGCUUCAUGAAUUCGAGCCAAGUAAUUGUUAUCUGGAAUAAACCUCAAUAUGCCGCUGGGCUCUUGAAUUAUUAUGAAAUACAAUCUAACGACGGUGAAAUACAAAAUAGUACUAGAACAGAGGCUCAGUUACCUAUCCCUGACUGCAAAACUAUUGGACAAGAAAAAUUAUAUCAAUUUCGUGUAAGGGCUGUUAAUAUUGCAUCAGAUAAUACACAUUUAAAAGGUAGUUGGUCUGAUCCUGGUGAGGGAAACUGUUAUAGUGAUGGACCUUCAUUUAGAGUGUGGGUUAUAAUAUGGGUGAUAGGAGGUAUUAGUACUGUGGCAGUUUUUCUCUGUUUGGCACACCUAUCAAAAAGAAUGUGGCUGAAGUGCAAAGCUAUGCAAGAUGUCGAGGUCAAAUUACCACCAGGAUUAGCACCGAAUAUGAAGCUUCUUCAAAAAGUGGGUGAACAACAUAUACGACAAUCUUCGGCUGAUUCAAGUGGUUGUUCAAGCGGACAAGAAUCUGUUACUUCUUCACUAACAUCAGAUUCUCAAGUUUCAAGCGAUAGUGGUACAGAAAUAGAUCCAAUGCCGGUAUCACCUAAUAAAUUGCUUGAAACACUACCAGCUUGGGAAUCUUCAAGUCUUCGUCAGAGGAAUGUUGGACUUACUAGACCAGGAUUCACAACGGAAACGGCACGCUGGGAACCAUAUGUGAAAGUUGCAAAAUCCGGAGAGCCCAUUAUAGCAGAUACAUUGUCUUUGGCUCGAUCUACGCCUAACUUAACUGAUAGCACAGGUUACACAACUUCGCAACAUACUUGGUCUUCAACUGGUUACAUUAGUAUGCCAUCGUCAGAAGAAUUGUCUAGUAAUCCCAGUCCUGUUCCUAAGGAAACCUCAACUGCAAGUGGUUAUAGCAUUAUAGGAACUGUUAAAUCUAUAAAAUCGAAGUCUGAAGAUGACAGUGAUUUAACGGAAUCUACUGCGGACACAUUAAUACCUAUCAAACCAGAAUCUAAGCCCACAAAUCCAUACAUAACUUUAGCAUCUUUCGAGCAAAAACAAAAGGAUAGCAAAGCUAUCGAUUCGUUACAUGAUUUGGAUGAAUUAACGUUUGCUGAAUCGAAUAAAUCGAAACUAGAAUCUUUGACUCCGUUCUCAACUUCUGACAAAGUUUCUAAACCAUAUGUGCAAACAGGUUUAAUUGAUUCACUAAAGAAGCCGUUUACUCGAAGUAGCAUUGAUAGUGCAAAGAGUGUAACGAUGUCUACUCCAUUUGCAGCCACGUCUUUAACCGAUUCAUGCAAUAAACCAUUCGUUUCCUCUUUUGCAAGUCCAACUACUCUGGCAUCUACGCUAGAUUCCUCAUCGAAACCUUAUGUUUCUGUGUCUUCAAUUCCUGAAGUUUCGAAAAAGUCAAAUCUUCAAGCAGGUGCUUUAGAAUCUUCACAGAAGGUCACUAUGCCCCAAACUUCAACAACUGAUGGUUCGCAACCAUAUGUCCUCGCGAGUUCCGUAUUCCAAAUGCUACAACAACAACAAAGAGGAAAACCGGAAACUUCUAUUUCGGAAGCGAUAGACAACGAAACGGAAGAUGUUACGACAGGCUAUCCUCUGUGUUGGCAAACCAGCGGUACAAAGCCAAAUUCAAAGUUGGAUACAGACAAAUCAGUUAUUACGACUAAACAGAGUACUGGAUACGUUACCAUAGCAGAAAAUCCAAAGCUAGAUCAACAUAGAACGUCGACGUUGUCAUCACCGUAUGUACAGCAUGAGAGGUUUGAGAAGCCGCUGCCACAAACUACUACUGGUCAGUCAGAUGAACAAUACAGUAAAGUGACUGUUGUGCCAAGUACUAUUCAAUGAAAGAAGAAAGGUGCAAAUGAAUCGAUUGUGGCAGUGUAGCGUGAAUUUUGUCACUUUGUAUAAACUUCCUUUAAUAUAGGAACGUUUUUUAAUGAACUAUGGUGCAAUACAAAUUUCACGUUUGUAGGUGCUUCAAAAUGUAAUGGAUGACUAAAUUAAAACUACCAUUUGUUUUUAGGAGCAUGGUAUUUAGAUCAAAGACCUGAAUUGGAACAUAAACUAUGCAUCCUACGAGACAUAUAAGGAUUGUCAAGCGUAUAAAUAGAGGUGUGUUUAAAAUUUUAGUGUUUUCUAAGAUUCUAUAUAAAAUAUUUGAUGCUGAUUUAACGACUGAACUAAAAAAAAAGAGAGAGAGAGAAAGAGAGAAUGAAAGAGAGAGAGAGAGAGAGAGAGAGAGAGAGAGAGAGAGAGAGAGAGAGAGAGAGAGAGAGAGAGAAAGGAAUGAAAAUUUAAAAAUGAAGUGUCGUAUAAUAUUCGAUGAGAGAACACAUCGAAUAUGAAACAUCCUCAUUUGUGAAAGUAUGUACAAAAUGAAUUACUUUUGUAUCAUAUAUAUUAUUGUGCAAUGUGAUGUGAAAAUCAUCAAAACGCUAUAGAGUGUAAGUGUUAUAGAUUGUAAGUAAAUUAUGUGGCAUACAUCCAUCGACAAACAACUCGCUGUUGUCCGAACAAUCAAAUUUUUUGCUAUCUAUGGUAGUGUAAUAAUUCUCAUUUAGAAGGACUGUUAUUUAAUCAUUGUGAAGCUUUUAAUGGACUGUAAUGGACUGAAAUGUGCAGUAAUAUUAAUAUUUCGAAAUACGUCCAAAACGAUUUGAAAAUUUUCAAAGAUGUUUUUGUUUGAAUUCUUUUAUAUCGUGAAUCAUGACUUCCAAAUACAUUUUUUCGCUCUAUCAUACAGGAUAAUAAGAUGCAUACAUAAUAUCAAUCAAUCUUUUUUUUUAUUCUCAAUGAAACUGAUAUUUGUAUUGUUCUAAUUAUUAAUUGUUUCUUAGAAUAAGACAAAUAUUCGUGGUAAAGGCAGAAAAAAGAAAUUGUUUGCAAUUAUAAAUUAUUUAUAUGCAAAUCAAAUUGAUAGAGGUAAAAAUUUACGGUUUUUGAAUCAUUCGUUUGCUAAAUUAUGUACUGUGCACAAAAAGAUUAUAUUGAUUUUUUUCGUUGAACUACAAUCAUAUGCGCAAUUUGUCUAUCUGUGUAGAUAAUUUAUAAAUCGUUCCUGUAGUACCUUACUAUCAUUAGCAUUGAUUGAUAGAAAGCAGUAAAAGAAAAACUAUGGCAAUAAGUACAGGGUCAAGGAUAAGAGAUAAGGUUAAGAGAAAAGGCUAAUUAAAUCACAAUUUUGAAAUCAA
Messenger RNA from Frieseomelitta varia, 6110 nucleotides. It is a transcript of the gene dome, whose product is annotated as cytokine receptor. Bases 151 to 4764 code for a protein of 1537 amino acids. NCBI's taxonomy places the organism in Eukaryota, Metazoa, Arthropoda, Insecta, Hymenoptera, Apidae. The transcript is spliced from 13 exons. Gene Ontology annotation, molecular function: protein binding. The record is from RefSeq and is a predicted model, not a curated record.